GCUGAGAUCCGGCCACUGCACUCCAGCCUGGGUGACAGAGCAAGACUCCGUCUCAAAAAAAAAAAAAAUUCCUCAUCCUUUAAUGUUCACAUUCAGAUUCACACUGGAAUAAAACCACACAAAUGUACGGAAUGUGGGAAAGCCUUCACUAGAUCAACUCACCUUACUCAACAUAUAAGAACUCACACUGGAAUAAAACCCUAUGAAUGUAAGGAAUGUGGCCAAGCCUUCACUCAAUACACGGGCCUUGCUAUACACAUACGAAAUCACACUGGAGAGAAACCCUAUCAGUGUAAGGAAUGUGGGAAAGCCUUCAAUAGAUCUUCAACGCUUACUCAACAUACAAGAAUUCACACAGGAGAGAAACCUUAUGAAUGUGUUGAAUGUGGGAAGACUUUCAUUACUUCUUCUGAUCGUAGUAAACAUUUCAAAACUCACAGUGGAGAAAGGCCCUUUGUAUGCAAGAUAUGUGGUAAAGCAUUUAUAUGUUCCUCACCCCUUAAUGUUCACCUGCGAACUCAUACCGGAGAGAAACCCUUCAUAUGUAAAGAAUGUGGGAAAGCAUUUGCUGUUUCCUCACACCUAAGUAGACAUGAAAGAAUUCACAUUGGGGAGAAACCCUAUGAAAGUAAGGGUAUGAGUGUUACCAUUUAGCUCAUAGUUUGCCAUCUUUAAGUAUUGGCAGUGACACUAAAGAUAAUCAGAUGUCCUGAAUGCCUUGCAGAGGUUGUAAUGGCUCAUGGAUUGGCUUUGGAUGCCAUCCUGAGGGUCUGAAAUUAAACUUACAGGUUCUGAAUACAACUUCAUGGUGGCCUGAGUCUGGGCAUCUGUGAAGAAGGCUCAUGGAUGGUGAGGUCAGUACUGCAGGCUGCCUCACAUUAGUGAUUAGAUUCCUAAGAUCAUAGCAUUAACAAGUUCUGUAUGAGAUAAGUCAUCUAGGUUGGUCCCAGCCCCUGUUAGUCAUGUGCUCCUCCAAGGGUAUCUUUUGUUCCUACGGAUCCUGCAGAGCAUGGCAGGUAUGAAACCAUCCUUAACUGCCAGUGCACUUUCACAGCUGAUUAUUUCUGUGUCUCCUUCUUAUAAAAUCUAUGAAGUGUGACAGCCUUACCUGUUCUGUCCUCUCUGUCCAUUUUAGGUGGCACAAUGUAAGUAGCAGUGUCUCUUCUAGUAUAAUCCAGUCUCUCUCCUCACUUCUGUUAAGAUGGCUGAUACAGUCCAUGAAUCCCACUGAUGAUCUCUUUAUCAAAUGAUUGUUCAGCCGCACAUUCAGGAUUCUCUUCAGUACAAGUUUUGUAAUUUUUGCAGUAUGGAUAGCCUGAGAAUUUUCCAAAUCUCCAAGUUCUGGUUCUGUUUUCUUUUAUAUUUCUUCUGCAGUUCAGGUCUUCUCUUUUGUAUUUUCCUGUAAGCAGUCAGGAAUAAUGAAGGUUCCUGUGUCUUUUAACACUUUAAUUACAGGUGUUAGUGAUAAAUACCCAGUUUUAUU
This is a messenger RNA of Rhinopithecus roxellana (golden snub-nosed monkey), 1483 nucleotides long. RefSeq names its product putative zinc finger protein 812. Gene Ontology annotation, molecular function: DNA-binding transcription factor activity, RNA polymerase II-specific; RNA polymerase II cis-regulatory region sequence-specific DNA binding. Lineage: Eukaryota; Metazoa; Chordata; Mammalia; Primates; Cercopithecidae. Gene Ontology annotation, biological process: regulation of transcription by RNA polymerase II. The record is from RefSeq and is a predicted model, not a curated record.